CAAAGACAAGUCUUAAUUCGUGAUCUCUUGUAUUUCUUCCAAUGUUUUUCUACUUGGAUAUUUAUCAAACUUCGUAUCCACAACCCAUUAUAUAUAUAACCAUGGUUUCCAAACAUUUCAUGCAUUCAAACCUUCUACUAAACAAUGAGUACCUACAUCAGAUAUGGCCAUCACUCAUGGAGUGCUCUCAUAGUAGUUCUAUGCAUGGCUCUUCUUUGCUGCGUUUGUGAAUGUAGGGUAUACAGGGGAAAAGCAGCCGGCUUUGUUCAAACCAAAGGAACUAACUUUGUUUUAAACGGGUCCCCGUUUCUUUUCAAUGGAUUUAAUGCGUAUUGGAUGAUGAAUGUUGCCACUGUUCCAAAAGAGAGGAUCAAAGUUACUGAAGUCCUACAAGAUGCUGCGAAUGUUGGUCUUUCAGUAUGCCGAACAUGGGCUUUCGCUGAUGGUGGUGACAAAGCUCUUCAGAUUUCACCAGGAGCAUACAACGAACAUGUUUUUCAGGGACUGGAUUUCGUUGUAUCAGAAGCAAGAAAACACGGCGUUCCUAUCAGCAGUGACGACGAUUUUUACACCAACCCUAUAGUCAAAGAGUAUUAUAAGAACCAUGUCCAAAGAAUUAUAACAAGGGUCAAUACCAUCACCGGGAUCGCAUAUCGUGAUGACACCACAAUCAUGGCAUGGGAACUCAUGAACGAGCCCCGCUGCCAGGCUGAUUACUCUGGAAGAACAGUUAAUGGUUGGAUUCAAGAAAUGGCUUCGUUCGUGAAAUCAUUGGACAGACACCAUCUGUUGGAGGUUGGCAUGGAAGGGUUUUAUGGUGACACAAUGCCUGAACGAAAGCAGAUAAACCCUGGUUACCAAGUUGGAACUGAUUUCAUCACCAACAAUCUUGUUAGCGAAAUUGAUUUUGCCACCAUACAUGCAUAUCCUGAUCAAUGGUUGUCUGGACAAAAUGAAGAUUCACAAAUGGAAUUUAUGCAAAGAUGGAUGUGGAGUCAUUACGAGGAUUCAAGAGUUAUCCUAAAGAAACCGCUUGUUAUAGCCGAAUUUGGGAAGUCUAGUAAUAAUCAAGAAUAUAACAUUAACAAAAGAGACUCUUACAUAGAUGCUGUUUAUAGAAACAUUUACAUGAUGGCCAAUACGGGAGGAACUGUUGGUGGUGGUUUAGUGUGGCAGCUCAUGGCGGAUGGGAUGGGUUCCUUCAGCGAUGGAUAUCAAAUAAUCUUGUCAAAAAGCCCAUCCACAAGUAGUAUCAUUUCCGAACAAUCUCAUUCCAUGAGAACUCUAUCUCAUUUGUUAAGAAUUCGAUCUCAAAAUGUGCGUUUAGGAAAAGAUCAUAGACAAAACCAAAAUCUUAAGUCACUUGAAAAAGACACCCACUGUUUAGCACUUACACGUGGUAUCAGAGCCUUGUUUGAAGCUCUUGUAUGCCAAAGUAGAUGCCCUGAAAUACAGGCGGGUUCGGAAAAACCACUUGACAAAGCCCAAAUAGUAGAUUGCAAUCCCACUAGAAUCCUGAUGGAGCCAGAGUUAAAUACGUACGAAGCGAAGAACAACCAAAAGUGUCUUAAAGAAAUCAUUGAUAAGAUUCAAAUUCAAUGGAAUGAGGGAGCUUUUGGGAGUCAAAUAUGUCGAACAUGCAACCUUUGA
This is a messenger RNA of Lactuca saligna, 1650 nucleotides long. Lineage: Eukaryota; Viridiplantae; Streptophyta; Magnoliopsida; Asterales; Asteraceae. The record is from the annotation of a GenBank genome assembly.